This is a messenger RNA of Lentinula edodes (shiitake mushroom), 958 nucleotides long. RefSeq lists its product as uncharacterized. Bases 103 to 894 code for a protein of 263 amino acids. The record is from RefSeq and is a predicted model, not a curated record. The transcript has 4 exons. Lineage: Eukaryota; Fungi; Basidiomycota; Agaricomycetes; Agaricales; Omphalotaceae.
UGGCCACUAACUUACCACCACGAUAUCUCGAGUCGUCGACCCAGUAUACGUUAGAAAGGCCUUGCAAAUAUAUCAAACAGCGGAAAUUUUACUCCUGUUUUUAUGUCCCUGUUGAAUCACACUGAUCGUCAAUCAAGUUCUAUCUUCUCCAAAACUCCCGACUCUGAUGUAGAGAUCGUGUCUAACGACAAUGUGGUUUUCUAUCUACACAAGAAAUACCUCGAGAUCAAUAUCGGAGCAUUCCCUCCUGCGGAAACACCCACAAACGGCGAACCUGUCUGUCUUUCGGAGUCUUCGGAAACGCUUGAAAUACUCUUUCAGUUCGUAUACCCUCGCAGAUAUCCGCUACUCGAAACCUUGGACUUUGAUGCACUUAUGCUUCUUGCGGACGCAGCAGAGAAGUAUGAGGUGUUCCCUUUGAUCUAUGCUUGUCGAUCUGAGUUCAGGAACUUUCUGCAAACCAACUCGAAAUCUGUUUUAGCUUUUGCAGCUAUGCAUGAUUAUCGAGAGCUUGUGAUCCGCCUUGCGCCAACAAUGCUUGACUUGUCCAUCCCAGAACUAGUCAAUAUUCUUCCGAACAAUCUAUUAAAGCCGUGUUGUAUUUAUCAUGAAUCCUACCUCAACGCAGUUAAACAAGCCGCGAAAGAUGUUCCCGAACACCAUUGUGGAAACUAUACCCAAUGGUACCGAUCUUUACUACGGUCACUAUCUGAAAUCAUGGACAAACCGAGUAUCAUAAUGCCACGAAAUCUGGAUGCAACAUUUGAACGUUUCUUAGGGUCGCUGAAUACAAGUAAUCACUGUUGCCAAAAGGCACUGACUACUUGGAGGGAUAGGAUUAAAUCUAUAGUUAUUGCGCUACCGCCUCUUUCCCUUCCACAUUCUACCGCAUAGGUAAGUAGCAUGUACUUGUACACUCGCAAAAUGGAUGCGUUCCGUUUUAGUGUCACAAAGCUGG